This is a messenger RNA of Hypanus sabinus (Atlantic stingray), 1418 nucleotides long. It is a transcript of the gene cd82b, whose product is annotated as CD82 molecule b. Bases 498 to 1262 code for a protein of 254 amino acids. Gene Ontology annotation, cellular component: membrane. The transcript is spliced from 10 exons. The record is from RefSeq and is a predicted model, not a curated record. NCBI's taxonomy places the organism in Eukaryota, Metazoa, Chordata, Chondrichthyes, Myliobatiformes, Dasyatidae.
UCAUUGCGCGGUGUUCUGGCUCCGGCUGUGCAGAGGCUUUCGAGCGUAGAGAAUGGGGAGACAGAACGUGCGGAUUGAUAAAUCAGCUUCUAGAGUCAGAACAGUGGACAACAGCUGUCGGGUCAGUUCUUGCCCGCACUCUCGAUAGUCCUUGAUUGGCUGCUGGAUUUUCCUGACCCUGCCUCAAACCUCUGCAUGCCAUGUCAACAAGUAAAGUGACGUGGUACUUCACUCUGUGACUGACUGGACAAGGCCAGUGGGCACCGAACACAAAACACUGCAGAACCUCAGCCGGUCAGGCAGCUUUUAUGGAAGGAACUGGGAAAGUUAACGUCGCAGGAUAGCGACCGGUCAGUUUGCACCGGGUGAGGUGUGGGGACAUGUCAGUUUGCACCAGGGUAUUACAGAGCCCUGAAGAAAACUGCUGGAGGUGAAGGGACACUGCCUUCAAUUGUCUACGGCCUUCGUGAGGACUGUGUGUGUCCAGACCGUGAAACAUGGGGAAGGGUUGCAUUAAAGCCACCAAAUACUUCCUUUUCCUCUUCAACCUCCUCUUCUUUAUUCUGGGCGCAGUGAUCCUGGGCUUUGGGUUGUGGAUCCUCCUCGACAACACCAGCUUCAUCGCUGUCCUGCAGUCGUCAUCGUCGGCGCUGAGGAUUGGCUCCUACAUCCUCCUGGCAGUCGGCUCUGUCACCAUGCUGAUGGGCUUUCUCGGAUGCCUGGGAGCAGUCAACGAGGUCAAGUGCCUCCUGGGGCUGUAUUUCACUUGCUUGCUGCUGAUCCUGGUGGCCCAGAUCACAGCCGGAGUCCUGAUCUACCUCCAGAGAGACGCGCUCAAGGCAGAAAUCACUGAUGUUAUUCACCAGAUGAUUGUGAACUACAACCCACAGGACAUCCAGGAUAGAAACUUUGGGGCCACCUGGGAUUACAUCCAGAUGAAGCUCAAUUGCUGUGGCUGGAUGGGACCCUCCAACUGGACAGAGAACCUGGUGAUAAGGAACAGCUCGACGUUGCUUUACCCCUGCUCCUGUCACAAGAGGCAGGAAAACGACACCAUGUCUGAGACAGGUUUCUGCGAGGGAGUGUUGCCCUACGAAAAGGGAUGUGUUUCCAGCGUGGAGGAAUGGCUGUACAGCAACAUUGGCCUGAUCUUCGGUGUGUGCGUCGGAGUGGCAGUGAUCGAGCUGCUGGGAAUGGUCCUAUCGAUGUGCCUGUGUAAGAAUGUGGAACAAGAGGACUAUAGUAAAGUCCCUAGGUACUGAGGAUAAUCUGCAAUGCAGCUGUGGGUCACCUGAAUCAGUGAUUAACCAAUACACACGGGAAUCGAUUGUUCAAUCAUUGUAUUUGCUUCACUGCUUGUUAACUUUACCUUAUAUACUUCAGCACUUUAGUACCAUUAUUAAAACUGUUGAUCAGUA